GAGUCUGAUGCAUGUUUGUUGUUAUAUUGUCAUUAAAAAUGUUUGUUGUUGUUUGUGUUAUUAAUUGUGUUGUUGUUUAUCUUAUUAAAUGUGUUGUUGUUUAUGUUAUUAUAUUAUCAUCAUAAUAAUUUCACCCCCCUUCCCAUUUCCCCCUUUUCCGUUUCCCGCGGAAGCCCCUCCCUGUUAGCCGUUAGCCGCUUAGCUCCAUAGCCGGACGACAGGAGGAGACACCGGGAAAACAGAGGAGGAAAACACGGAGAAGAGAAGGACAUGAGCCCGGCGGAGGACAGCAGAGGACCGCGGUGACCGGACAGCGAGUCUGCCGCCGAAAACAGCCGCUUCACGACAACCAUGCAGUCAUUCCUCGCUCACCCCUUCCAUUAGAGUGUGUGUGUGUGUGUGUGUGUGUGUGUGUGUGUGUGUGUGUGUGUUUGGGACUGCGUGUGCGUGAGAGAUCCAGGAUGGGGUUUGGUCGAGAUCUGAGGAAUUCCCAUGAGGGAUUACUGAAGCUGCAGGACUGGGAGUUAAAGCUGCUGGAGACAGUGAAGCGCUUCAUGACACUGCGAGUGAAGAGCGAUAAAGAAUACGCCGCUCUGCUGCUCAGCAUGACUCAGCAAACUGAGAAACAGGAGGCCGCUGAUUACGUCAGCACAGUGAGCAAGUCGUGGUCUCAGGUGAUUCGUCAGACGGAGGCAUUGGGUCGAGUCAUGAGGAGUCACGCUGAUGAUCUGAACUCUGGUCCUCUGCACCGCCUGGCCACACUGAUCCGGGACAAGCAGCAGGUGAAGAAGAGCUACCAGAGUCUUCAUCAGCAGCUGGAGAGUCACAACCACAAGGUAACCAGGAGCGACCUUGACAAACUGAAAGCCACGUAUCGUCAGCUGAGCCGCGACGCCAACAAUGCCAAAGAGAAAUACAGAGAGGCUCUGGCUAAAGGCCGGGAGGCAGAGCGCGCUCGCGAGCGUUAUGACAAAGCGACGGCAAAGCUCCACAAUCUUCACAACCAGUAUGUGUUGGCAGUGUGCGGCGCUCGAACGCAACAGGAUGAACACCGCCGCCGAGCUGCACCCGCACUGCUCGACGCUCUGCAGAGGAUGCAAGAAGACAUGACACUCGCCCUUAAAAGUAUUCUGGAGGAGUACUGUGAGAUCAGCAGUCUGCUGACGGAGGAGAUCGUGAAGGUCCAUCAGGAGAUCUCAGCAGCUGUGCAGCAGAUCGACCCGCUGGCUGAGUACCAACACUUUAUCGACGCCUACAGGUCUCCGGAGACUCCUGAGGCAAGCGUGGAAUUUGAUGCAUGCCUAUUGGAGGAGACGGACAACCUUCCGGCCAAUGAGAUCCUCUGGAACACUCUGACGGCCGACAACCUGCAGGCCAUGUUGUCAUCGGCAACGGAGGAGCUAGUGCUGACUCAGCAGAAUCUGAGGACAAAGGAGGCGUUGGCCGACGACCUCGAUACCAAAAUCCAGACAAGUCAGCAGAGCGCCGAGAGGAAGAGCGACUGUGUCCUGCUGCUCAGUCAGAAACUUUCUCUCCUCGAGCUUCAUCAUGCCGUCCAAUCACUGCGCAGCUCAGAGGCCCGCCUCGCCUCUCAGAAAUCCUUGUUGGAUGCCAAGAUGGCCGAUGCCGCUUCCCCGCCCCCACCGCCGCCUCCCCCCGCGCUUCCAUAUGAGGACGACGCUCGCUCCGUCGGAUCCACUGACAAAACGAAGGAGAGGAGCUCUCGGUUCGACACUCUGCGUCACUCUCUGGCUGGAAUGAUUCGAUCUCCUAAGGCCAUGCUGGGCUCCUCUACCUCGUUCUUUGAUGUCAUCCCCACGUCAGAGCGCCCCCUGGCGGAGCAGGAGUGGUAUCACGGUGCCAUCCCUCGCACAGAGGCUCAGGAGUUACUCCGGCAACAGGGAGACUUCCUGGUGAGGGAGAGUCACGGCAAACCGGGCGAGUACGUUCUGUCUGUGUUUUCUGACGAGCAGAGAAGACACUUCAUCAUCCAGUACGCCGAUAGUCAGUACCGUUUUGAAGGGACUGGGUUCUCCACCAUCCCUCAGCUCAUCGAGCAUCAUUUCUCCACCAAACAGGUCAUCACCAAGAAGUCUGGAGUCGUGCUGCUCAACCCCGUUGUCAAGGAUAAGAAGUGGAUCCUGAACCACGAGGACGUGGUGCUCGGCGAGCUGCUGGGAAAGGGUAACUUUGGUGAGGUGUUUAAAGGGACGCUGCAGCGUGACAGAACACCAGUUGCCGUCAAAACGUGUAAAGAAGAUUUACCUCCAGAGCUGAAGAUCCGCUUCCUGUCCGAGGCCAGGAUCCUGAAGCAGUACGACCAUCCGAACAUUGUGAAGCUGAUUGGUGUUUGUACGCAGCGACAGCCAAUCUACAUCGUCAUGGAGCUGGUUCCUGGUGGAGACUUCCUGUCCUUUCUACGAAAGAAGAAAGACGAGUUAAAGACUAAGCAGCUUGUUCGCUUCUCUGUCGAUGCUUCUGCUGGCAUGGCAUACCUGGAGAGUAAGAACUGUAUCCACAGGGACCUGGCAGCGAGGAACUGUCUGGUUGGAGAGGGCAGUGUGUUGAAGAUCAGUGAUUUUGGGAUGAGUCGCCAGGAGGACGAUGGGAUUUAUUCUUCAUCUGGACUCAAACAGAUUCCAAUCAAAUGGACGGCGCCAGAGGCUCUUAACUAUGGGCGUUACAGCUCAGAGAGUGAUGUGUGGAGUUAUGGAAUUCUGCUGUGGGAGACCUUCAGUCUGGGGGUGUGUCCUUAUCCUGGGAUGACCAAUCAGCAGGCCCGAGAACAGGUGGAGAAAGGUUACAGGAUGGCGUGUCCUCAGCGUUGCCCUGACGAUGUGUACAAAGUGAUGCAGCGGUGUUGGCAGUACAACCCCGAAGACCGACCCAAGUUCUCUGAGCUUCAGCGAGACCUCGCUGCCAUCAAGAAGAAGUGAUGAUGUCAUCAUACACCUCACCACCAUCAGGAAGAAGUGAUGAUGUCAUCAUACACCUCACCACCAUCAGGAAGAAGUGAUGAUGUCAUCACACACCUCACCGCCAUCAGGAAGAAGUGAUGAUGUCAUCAUUCACCUGGCCAUUUCAUGAGACACAAGAAGAACAUUCAGUUGCGUCCUCAGUAUCAAUCACCAGCAAAGAGUUACUUUUUUUACAGAUGGGCGUGAUCUUUGUGUGGGCGUGGUCUCCAUGUGGGCGUGUCUCUUCAAUAACAAAACUUAUAAAAACACUUAAUCUGUGGUUACACUACAGACGGAGAGCGUGGAGCUGAUGCUGUCACAGCAUCACACUGAGCGUGUCCGUUAAUAAACAAACACUACAAUAUUUAUAUUCAUCAAGUCAUCACUGACAGUCAACUGAACAAACUGUAGCAAACAGCUUAGCGUGAUUGUAGGGACGGUUCCUUCGUACUAACAGUCCGAUACAAACCAACUACAGUCAGUUAAUGAACAAACAAACAUCCAGCUUUGAGCCUUGUGUGUGUGUGUGUGUGCGUGCGUGCGUGCGUGUGUGCGCCUCUGCAUCUGCCUGUGUGCACACAUGCUGCUCAGCCAACUGAACACAAUCAGACCUGAUGCCACAACCACCUGUCACUGUUGUAACUGUGGCAACAGCUUGAACCCUAAACGUUCCACUGCUGAGGACCAAUCAGCUUUCAACAUUAACAUCAAGUCUUUAUUAUUUUUAUUUAUUUUAAUAUUUUAAUGUUUCAUGAAACUUUUAAUGGAUUGAUGUGAAGCUGAAGGAGAACUGACCUUUAGUCUGAAAAUCCAGCUGUCAGUCAUCACUCAGACCACGCCCACUCUGACAGUCACAAACAAAAAUAAUCAGAUUUUUUUUUUAAAGGAAGUAGUGAAAGUUUAUAAAAAAUAAAAAGGUUGUUUUUUUUAAGACUUUAAAACCAAAGUAAGAACUUCAUCCAAUCAAACAUCAAGUAAAUGACAUCAUCAGCACUUACUCCACAGUUUCCAGGUUGUUGUGGUAACUGAACUGACAUCAGACCACAUAAAAAUGUCAAAAAGAGAAAAUUUUAAUAUAAAUAUGUUUAAGAAACAUGUAUCUGUGUAAAGUAAUUGUUAAUCCUGAUUGGUCAUUAUCACUUCCUGAAUUGGUUGGGGGAGGAACUCAAAUGUUAUGAUGUCAGCGCGAUGCCUACUGUUCCUGUAAAUAAAUCCAAGAUGUUUUUAAAGUCUGUUUUUGUUUUGAAACACUAAUCAUCUGUUUGUCUUUUACAUUUGUUUAAACUUUUUACAAAUAUUAUCGUCGCAUUUAUGAUGAAAAUAAAACCAACAACACCAACAUUCA
Molecule: messenger RNA, 4302 nt
Organism: Acanthopagrus latus (yellowfin seabream)
Lineage: Eukaryota; Metazoa; Chordata; Actinopteri; Spariformes; Sparidae
Gene: fer
Product: fer (fps/fes related) tyrosine kinase
Exons: 20
Coding region: 462-2936 (824 amino acids)
Biological process (GO): peptidyl-tyrosine phosphorylation; chemotaxis; cell adhesion
Molecular function (GO): ATP binding; non-membrane spanning protein tyrosine kinase activity
Source: RefSeq, a predicted model, not a curated record